This is a messenger RNA of Columba livia (rock pigeon), 2183 nucleotides long. RefSeq names its product cytochrome P450 2C5. Lineage: Eukaryota; Metazoa; Chordata; Aves; Columbiformes; Columbidae. Gene Ontology annotation, cellular component: intracellular membrane-bounded organelle; cytoplasm. Gene Ontology annotation, molecular function: oxidoreductase activity, acting on paired donors, with incorporation or reduction of molecular oxygen, reduced flavin or flavoprotein as one donor, and incorporation of one atom of oxygen; iron ion binding; arachidonate epoxygenase activity. The transcript has 9 exons. The record is from RefSeq and is a predicted model, not a curated record. The coding region runs from base 114 to 1607 and encodes 497 amino acids. Gene Ontology annotation, biological process: epoxygenase P450 pathway; xenobiotic metabolic process.
AGGCAGCACCGAGGCAGCAGGUCUGGACCUCUCUCUGCUCACCGCUCUGUUGUGAUUUUCUCCUUGGAAGGGGAUUUUCUUGAUUUUUUCCCUGCUCAGUGGCACAUAGCGAGAUGGAUUUUGGAUCGGCUGGGGUGCUCCUUAUCCUCCUUCUCCUCUCCAUCCUGUGGUUCCUGGUCUGGAGAACCAGCAGGGUGAGAAGGCGGCUGCCCCCAGGACCAGCCCCAUGGCCCAUUCUGGGCAACCUAUGGCAAAAGGACAUUGUGCCCCUCGACAGGACCCAUGCGAAGCUCAGCAGCACAUACGGCCCCAUCUUCACCAUCUGGCUGGGGCUGAAGCCGGCAGUGGUGCUCUGCGGGUACGAGGUGGUGAAGGAUGCUCUGCUGGGCCACUCCGAGGAGUUUGGAGGGAGACCUGAAAUCCCUCUCCUGGUGCAGCUAACAAAAAACUAUGGUUUUGUCUCCAACAACGAGGAGAAGUGGCGGGAGCUGCGGAGGUUCACGCUCAGCACCCUGCGGGACUUCGGGAUGGGGAAGAGCUCCAUGUCGCAGCGGGUGCAAGAGGAGGCCCAGCACCUGGUGAAACUGCUGGAAAAACUUGAAGGAAGCACCUUUGUGCCAAUGACGAUGUUCAGAUAUGCAGUUUCCAACGUGAUCUGCUCUGUUGUCUUUGGAAGCCGUUACAGCUACAGCGACAAGGCCUUUCUGGAGCUACUGAACGUGAUCGGGAAUUACAUCAGCUUUUUCCUCUCCCCUGUUGCCAUGAUCUACAACACCUUCCCCAACAUCAUGCACCACCUCCCAGGGCCACACAGGAAAGCCCUGGCCGAGUGCGAGAAGCUGAAGGACUACAUCCGAGAAAGAGUGGAGCUUCACAAGCUGACGCUGGAUCCCAGCUGCCCCCGGGACUACAUCGACUGUUUCCUUCUGAGGGCGGAGAAGGGGAAGAGCAGCCUGGACACCAUGUACAGCAAUGAAGACUUGGUCAUGUCGGUAUUCAGCCUCUUUGGUGCUGGGACAGUGACCACUAGCAACACCCUGGUCUUCUUCCUCUUGGUCCUGGCAAAAUACCCCCAUAUUCAAGCCAAGGUCCAAGAGGAGAUUGAUGCGGUGGUGGGUACCAGCCGUGCUCCCAGCACGCAGGACAAGCUGAGGAUGCCGUACACCAACGCCGUGAUCCACGAGCUGCAGCGCCUGCACAAGUCCCGCAUCGAGAACUUCCCACGGAUGAUGACACAGGACAUCGUGUUCAGAGGCCACAGCAUCCCAAAGGGCACAGCUGUUAUUCCAGUGUUUUCUUCUGUGCAUACGGAUUCGAGCCAGUGGGAAAACCCUGAAGAAUUCGACCCAGGCCACUUCUUGGAUGAGAAGGGCGAGUUCAGGAAGCGCGAAGCCUUCAUGCCUUUCUCAGUAGGGAAGCGGAUGUGCCCUGGCGAGGCGCUGGCCCGCAUCGAGCUCUUCCUCUUCCUCACCACGCUGCUGCAGAGCUUCACCUUCCAACUGGCUGUCGAGUACAAGGAGACGGAUUUAUUCUCCCUAUGGCUCAAGAUAGAGAGGGGGGUGAUACUGGGCGAGUUCUUUGCUAUUCAGCGCAUGGUGUCCUCUUAAGCAGAGAGCAGAGGGGAGAAGGAAAGGCUCAUCCAGAUGCUUUCAUUUCUUCCCAAACCAGAGCAAACCACACACCCACAAGCACUACAGCAGCAACCACCAAGCAGAAGGGUCCAUUUGAACUUGUGCUGGAUCUGCCAGGCAGCUCUGCCACCACCUCCAUGGGCAUCCCAGCUGCCAACCCCUGUAUAAUCACAGAAUCAUUUUGGCUGGAAGAGACCCUCAAAAUCACCAGUUCCAACCGUUAACCCACCCCUGUCCCUGCCCCGUGUCCCUGAGAACCUCAUGUCCGUCUGUCCAGCCCUCCAGGGAUGGUGACUCCAGCCCUGCCCCGGGCAGCCUGUUCCAAUGCCCCACAGCCCUUCCCAUGAAGAAAUUUGUCUUAAUAUCCAAUUUUCCCUCCUGCAUCCCAGUAACAUGCAGAAGACAGCACUAGUGUUCCUCCUCCCGUAUCUACGGGCUCUGGUUGAGCCUCUGGCUCGUUGUGGAGCCUGUGGCCCCCCAGCUCAGCUGGGUGCUCCCUCCUUUCGGUAUUUCUGCAAUAAAAACAACCAUCCCAGCUGGAUGCUGGUGUUC